AUUAAGCAAACAAACUGACAAUUAUAUUUAAUAUAGUUUGCAUUUAUAUUGGUGACAAUAUAUUACACAAGUAUAGAUUUGUUUUACUCUUAGUGAUUUAUAUGUAAGUUUUAAUAUGUAACUAUACAUACAAAAAUCACACACUCUCUGUGGGCUUAUUACUUGUUAAGAUUGAACAUAUUUAAUUAAGUUAAGCUUAAAAUGAAAUAGCUAUAUAUAAAAUUUCCUUUUAUAUGUAAUAAAGUAAGAAAAGUGCAUAAUAGCUCACUGUACAAUAUUUCUAUGAAUGAAAAUAUGUGCAUGUACAGCUGCAUGGUUAAUAAGUGGUCCAAACUACAUGUACCAACAACAGUAGAAAAGAUGCUUCUUGUUUUGAGAAAGUCACAGAGUGCUCUAUUCAAGAGUAUGUAUUUAGACAUUUUGUCUAGAUUGACUAAAGGUCAGAAAGCCUUUAUAUAACGAUAUUUGGGCAUGUAUUUUAAGUAAAUUGCUUACUUCUGCCAUGCUGUAACUUGUUUUACUCCUUUAACAUUUGAACGAAGCUAAGUUAAAAUGCAUAACUAUUAGUUAAGGAGACCCACUGAUUGUUUCAAUGCCACAUUUGUCUGAGCAUAUCCUACUAGCAUGUUGUGACUUGCAACUUAUUUAUUCAAGGUGGGACUUUCAAAUUGACAAUAGAACUGUGUUCUGCAUGCUUACUUAGUCCUCUAUAUAUUUCUUAAUUCUUAAUCUCUGUCUAACAAAUAGAAAACAUGCAUUAUUACAUCAGUAACUUGUAAAAGAAUGUCAGAUCUAUAAAUAUUCAUGAUGCCUACUGGUGGCAGAAGCUGCACAUCACCAUAGCCUACUACUUUUUUAUUUUAAAUGGUAGUAUGGCAUUUUGAAUUCAGUGCUUUAGGCUUCACUGUUUAUUAUGCCACUAUGGUCAGCAGGCUGGUUUUAGAGGGGUUUAGCCAGGCUGGGAGUCCAGCUAAAACCAGCCACUUCCAGCUUAAACCAGCUAACACCUGCCAACCAGCCUAGGUUGGUUUUAGCUGUUUUUUUCCCAGCAGGGAUGUGGUUUGGAUAUUUUCAUAACAACAUGCUAAUUGGUACAGUGAUACAAAAAGGCUAUACAUAGCAUAUUUUAACAACAACAAAUUCCAUGUCAUUGCAAAAGGAAAGGUUAUUAACACUCAAUGGUGGUUUAAUGUGAGUUUUGAGUAAAAGUGUACUAUUAAUUUCAUAAUGUUUGUACAUUAGCAUGGUGCUAAUGUUAGCUUUAAUGCUACAGAUCAGUUGCAGUUCUUCUUCAUAAAGCAUUUUGUCAUAAUACUGCAUGCGAGUUUCCAAAAAAAACCCCAUUUUGUUCUAUUUAUUAAGAAAUAGUUAGGUAAAAGUUUACUGGGAUUGUGGCUAUGUGGCUUGAUAAAUGUUUUAUUGCCAGUAUAAAGUUUGAUAAUAGCUGGAUAAAAACCAAGAAUAAUGAUAAAGGAAUAAUAAUGAUAAUGUCUCAUACCUGGUUGAGUGGUAAAAAGAUAUGUUUCCCUAAACUAAUCAUGUAUUUCUUUAUUUGAACAAAUUUGCAUGGAAAUCCUAGUAUUUAAAAUUUGCAAUUGAUCAUGAUUAAUCAGAGUCAGUGACUGCGAUUAACGUAAUUAAAUGUUUUUAAAUGAUUGACAGCAGUAAUUUGUAGUAAGCAUUAAAAAAUAUAAUGACAUCGCAUAAUAACAGUUUAUGACAGACAACCAGAAGGAAAAAGAGAGAUUUGAUGUUAGGUAGGGUGUUUAUGCAUUCUGUACUGCUAGCAAGGAUCUCUGAGUAUUCAUGAUGACCUUUAAAAGUACAUUUUAGAAGAAAUAAUUACUGCAUCAUGACAAUGCUUUCACCGAUUAUAGGUCUUUUAAUUAUAAAAGCAUGAUUGAGUAGCAGUGCUGCAGACCUCCCCAUAUGUGAAAGUUCAUGUAUUUGCGUGACUGCCUUGUGUUCUUAUGUGUAUAUAAAGUUGCUGGGAAUAAUCACAGAUUUUGCAUGAUAUAUAUGAGGCAAUCCUACUACUGCUAAUUCAUUUUGAUUUGCAGAAUUGUUUUGAGAGUGCCCCUAUUUAUGUCAAAAGGUAAAGAUAAAAGCAAUAACUGUAAAAUCUGACAAACUGUGUACUUUUGAAAACAAAAGAAAGGGAAUGAUAUGAUUUUAUAAACAUUUGUGAGGAAAAACAACCAUUCUGAAAUAUAGGCAAUGCUUGGUUUAGGUUGUUAAAUUUGCCUAAUUUACUUAUUUUUAUUUAUUUGAUUGAAUCUUUGGUCAUUGUCAUUUGCUAUUGCUGUAAUUGAUAGGUUGUCCAGUAAAUAGUAAAUAUUCUACAAUUUUUACCAAAAAAUAAUAACGUAGUUUGAGUUCAUGGUAAAGUCAAACAGUUUGGAUCAAUCUACUUGCUGGAAAAAAAUGUAUAAAGAUGACUCUUGUGGACCUUCACAUCUGUGUAUAAAGGUUAAAAGUCUCUUGAAAUAUCAGAUAAGCCUAACUUUUUUAUAAUAAGACAAAAUUUGUUUGGUUCAUGUGGUGCAACUCUUCAAAAGUGUGAUUAACCUAUUACAGAUAUUUGGCCCUAUUUACCUUUGUAUGAACAAAGCUAUCUCUAAUAAGUCCUGUGAAAGUUAGUUCAUUCCUGAAAUCAUUAACCCAGAGUUGCAUUUAACCCACUUGUGAGACUUUAAUCUGCUGUGACAUCAUGACAGAGCGUAGAAGUCUGAGUUCAUUUGCUGCGCUGUACGAACAUGACCUAUCAAAACUCACUCACCAUUUGUUAAGUUUUGAGUCUCCUCCUCUUUCAAAAACAUUUGCAGCCCUUAUAAAGAAUCGUAUUUCUGCUGUCUGCAGUAUGAGUGUUAGAAGAAUGGUGAGAGCACUGACUGUUCCCGCUCUGGGGCUUCUAGCCUUACUAUGCUUGUUCUCCUCGAAGCUCGUGCAGGCUGGGAAGGUGCUUGUCAUGCCAGUGGAUGGCAGCCACUGGUUGAGCAUGAAGAUCUUGGUAGAAGAGCUUUCUCAAAGGGGUCAUGAGAUGGUGGUCCUGGUCCCUGAAACCAGUGUUCUGAUUGGAAGGUCUGGUAAUUACACUACUAAAUCGUUUCGUGUGCCCUACACCCUUGCUGAACUGAAUGCUGAAAUAGAAAACAUAAGGAACCAUGCACUUGAGAACCCUCCAAAGCUGACUGAUAUCUUUGUAAAUCUGGAGACCCUGGUACAUUUCACAAAUAUGCAGGUGAAAGGCUGUGAAGGACUGCUGUAUGACGAGUCCCUGAUGAAGAGUCUUAGAGAAACAGGAUUUGAUGCUUUGCUCACUGAUCCUUUCCUGCCUUGUGGCACCAUCAUUGCUGAUUCCUUCGCGAUUCCUGCUGUUUACUUCCUGCGUGGAAUUCCUUGUCGUCUUGAUGAUGCAGCCACCCAGUGUCCCUCACCUCCGUCUUAUGUCCCGCGCAUCAUGUCUGGUAACACAGAUAUGAUGACUUUCCUUCAGAGAGUAAAAAACACACUUAUGACAGGUUUUGAAAAGUUUCUAUGCCUCAAACUUUUUGCCAGCGCUGAUGAACUGGCCAGUAGAUAUCUGCAGAAGGAAACUACAUACAAAGAGCUAUUAAGUCACGGUGCAGUCUGGCUUCUAAGAUACGACUUUGCCUUUGAUUAUCCCAAACCCCAAAUGCCAAAUAUGGUCCAAAUAGGGGGCAUCAACUGUGCUAAAAAGGGUCCACUGACAAAGGUAAGAUAUUAAUGAACAUUCUCAGCUUUUCCAUCCACUGGUUGACUGAAAUUGAGAAGUGAUAACAGAACAUGUGAUGUAUGUACUUUGAAAGAGACAUGUUGCAUCACAUGAUGUUUAUUAAACAGUUUUUUAUGCAGAGCUUGUCUGUGAUGUCAUUGUUGAAGAGUACACAGUCAUGAUCUAUGUUUAAAUAUUUAAUCCACCAUGCUCCUAAGCUGUAUUUUUGAAGAUGUGUAUAAUUCCGUAAAACAACUCUCAGAGAGUCAGUUUAGAUGUUGUGUAUGAUUUCCUAAACCAACAUUUAAUUUAAUUGCAAGCAAUGUUUUCGACUUUGACCACUAUUAUCUUUAAGAGGAAAUGAGGUGCCUCAUUUUUGUUUGCAAUAUGAAACACUAGUGGAAAGAAGACAGGUUUUGUAUGGUUGUGCACUGUAGACUAAGCAAACAAAGUAAAUGAUUCUUUUACCAAGAGGUAGGUCUGUUUAUGUUAAAAACACUUGGAUUUAGAGUGUUUGGUCAAAGAAAAACAUUACUAAUUGUUACAGUAUGCUGCUUUGAGUUUGAACAUGCAAGUUGAUGUGGAUAUCUGUGUGUGUGAGCAAGACAGAAAAAAAGAAGGAAAGAAGGAAGGAAGAAAGGGGGAAUUUAUGGUGAAAGCUUGCUCCGCUCCAUCUUUAGAACAUAAAACCAGUGUUCAGUUCUGACAUCUGUUCUCU
This is a messenger RNA of Puntigrus tetrazona (Sumatra barb), 4454 nucleotides long. RefSeq names its product UDP-glucuronosyltransferase 1A1-like. The coding region runs from base 2711 to 3748 and encodes 345 amino acids. NCBI's taxonomy places the organism in Eukaryota, Metazoa, Chordata, Actinopteri, Cypriniformes, Cyprinidae. Gene Ontology annotation, molecular function: UDP-glycosyltransferase activity. The transcript is spliced from 2 exons. The record is from RefSeq and is a predicted model, not a curated record.